AUGGGUCUGCCUAUUAAUAAUGCUUAUUAUAAUACCGAAGAAAAACUCACUCUGAAGGGAUACAAGCAGUACUGGUGCACGUUCAAGGACAUCACAAUCUCCUGCUACAAGAGCCGCGAGGAGGCCCACGGCACGCCGGCGCACCAGAUGAACCUGAGAGGCUGUGAAGUCACACCAGAAGUGAACAUUUCCGGUCAGAAAUUCAACAUCAAGUUGCUAAUUCCUGUAGCAGAUGGUAUGAAUGAGAUCUGGCUGCGGUGUGAUACUGAGAAGCAGUACGCUCAGUGGAUGGCAGCUUGCCGCUUGGCCUCCAAAGGGAAGACGAUGGCAGACAGUUCCUACAACUUAGAGGUCCAGAACAUCCUGUCCUUCCUGAAGAUGCAGCACAUGAAUCCUGAUCCUCAGAUCAUAGAGCCCAUCACCACCGACAUCAACCCUGAGUGUCUGGUGUCUCCACGAUACCUGAAGAAGUACAAGAACAAGCAGCCAGGCUUUGUCAGGGACUUGAUUUCCGGCCGUAUUUUGGAAGCCCAUCAGAAUGUGGCACAGAUGAGCCUCAUCGAGGCCAAGAUGCGCUUCAUACAGGCCUGGCAGUCCUUGCCAGAGUUUGGAAUGACCCAUUUUCUUGCCAAGUUCCAGGGUGGCAAGAAAGACGAGCUGAUUGGCAUCACCUACAACAGACUGAUCCGUAUGGACGCCAGCACAGGAGACGCCAUCAAGACCUGGCGCUUCAGCAACAUGAAGCAGUGGAACGUCAACUGGGAGAUUAAGAUGGUGACGGUGGAGUUCGCGGACGAGCCCAGUCUGGCCUUCAUCUGCGCCGAGGUGGACUGCAAAGUGGUGCACGAGUUCAUCGGCGGCUACAUCUUCCUGUCCACGCGCGCCAAGGACCAGAACGAGUCUCUAGACGAGGAGAUGUUCUACAAGCUGACCAGCGGCUGGAUCUGAGCGCCGCAACACUCACUCUGAUUCUGUCACACUUCUCACUUCUUCUUCUUCUUUAUCUCUUUUUAAACCACUCCAUCGUGGUCGCAUCAUAAUUGUUUGUUUGUUUGUUUGUUUGUUUUUUAAUUCUGUUUAUGCGCAUGAACGCGUUCCUAACACUAGCAGACAUGAAGCUCUGUUUCAGCAGAGCCGUUUACUGCGUCCCAGAAGUGAUUUGUUUGAGAUGAAGCAGUAGUACCCGAACUUUACACACAACCUAUAUCUAUGACCUUUGACCCUCAGUAGAAACACGCCAGCUUUGUGCACAGCAGAAAUGCCGGUUAUUUAUUUGUCACUAAUUUACGUUGCGUCUCUCUGGUUAGAUGCCUGUUAAUCUGUAAUGAUAACGGUCACUUUAAUGUGACAUCAUAGAGACACUAGAGAAGGAAAUGUUACACUAGCUUUAACGCUGCUGCUUCUGAACGCCAUCGAGCGAUGAGUAAAGACGCUACGCUUCAGCUCGGCAGUCUUUGGUCAAAAACCCAGUCAGUCUGGUCCUUUCUAAGCACUUGGAAGAUAGGCUGUCGCUUGAAGGUUCGUGUGUUCAACACUACAUUACAUGUAACGACGCAGAUAUUUUUUACACUAUGAAGGAGACUCGUCCACUUUUUUUGUAGCAGCUUGCAACACAGGAGAAUGAUUAUAAAUCAGACUGCUUUUAAAGUUCACUGAUUUCCCCUUGUAGGAAGUUUCUUUUUAUUAUGAAGUCUGUUAUUUUAUUCAUCACUCUUUAUUGUGAACCAGUAUAGUAUUAUUCAAAAGCGUGUCUUUAAUACGCACCAGCGAUAGGUCACAAAACAUGCAAUUUCCUUUUUUUUUUUUCUCCACAAUGAAGGAUCGCUAAAUGAAGUAUUAGAUUUGGUUUUGUUUUUUGUAUCUAAUGUAAAAAACACAGGUUUUAAAAACAACAUUGUACAGUUAUUUUUCUGCUGCUUUUUUUCUGUAAUUUUUGGAAGCGUAUAUUUUCCAGAAGAGAGGGGAAAAAGCCAUUUUUUUUAAAUUUAUGGAUUGGUGCCUGUCGAUCUUAAGGACUUUUAGAAAUAUAUAUAUAUAAGUGCAUAUGAAGAAUUGCAAGAAGUCUGGAGCUCCCGGCAGGAAUAAAAUCAUGUAGAUUAUGGCAUUCUUCAUAUCACUGAUGAGAAGGAGCUUCUGGUGGUUUUAUUUAGUUUUUGCUGCCCACACUUGUUGGAUUCUGCUGCAGGAGCGUGGGUCAUACACUUCAACACUAAUGAAGCGCAGCAGAAUCACUCUUUCUGUGCCUUUUCAGUGCAUCACUUCUCGUCAGUAUUGUCUCCUGAUCUUUCUCCAUAUGAAGGUGGUUUCGGAGCCAGAAAUAAAGAUAUUAUUAUUUUUGUUUGUUCAUUUGGUUUUGUUUUCUCAGAUGCAGCAGUGCAUUGCAUGGCCUGCUGUUUUAAGAUUGUAAAAAUGCCAUUUACCUGACAAAUAAAUAAAUAAAAUCAUUUUUAUUUAAAAUCA
This is a messenger RNA of Cyprinus carpio (common carp), 2460 nucleotides long. RefSeq names its product FERM domain containing kindlin 2 (gene fermt2). Gene Ontology annotation, biological process: cell-matrix adhesion; integrin-mediated signaling pathway. NCBI's taxonomy places the organism in Eukaryota, Metazoa, Chordata, Actinopteri, Cypriniformes, Cyprinidae. The record is from RefSeq and is a predicted model, not a curated record. Gene Ontology annotation, molecular function: integrin binding. Gene Ontology annotation, cellular component: focal adhesion; extrinsic component of cytoplasmic side of plasma membrane.